CUCGUGUCCGCAACCAAUGUCCCAAUGGUGCUAGAUAAGCCAGAUGAUUGGUUGGCAUGGAGCGCAUAUAUCAAGGGCCUCGCUGGGCGGAAAGGCGUCUGGAACUACAUUGAUCCAGACGAUGAGACAAUAACAAUAGAGGAACUCGUCGAGCCAACGAUACCUAUCCCAGCAAAGGCGUUCAACGAAAAGGAUGCAAAUGAUCGAUGGGCUUGGCAGCAAGAGUCUAAGCUAUACGAUUGGUCGUACAGGAUAUACGAACGAGACCCAAACGCCAUGAUGGCGACCUGGACGGCCAUCCAGACCAGUGUCAGCCGGAACCAGCGCUAUAUCUUGAACCUGGAUAUCUCGGAGAGGCAGAGGAUGAUCAAACUACGAGAUAAGCUCAAGCCGGAUGACCUA
Aspergillus novofumigatus IBT 16806 is the source of this 402-nucleotide messenger RNA. RefSeq lists its product as uncharacterized. The record is from RefSeq and is a predicted model, not a curated record. The transcript has a single exon. The annotation marks the transcript as partial. NCBI's taxonomy places the organism in Eukaryota, Fungi, Ascomycota, Eurotiomycetes, Eurotiales, Aspergillaceae.